Messenger RNA from Helicoverpa armigera (cotton bollworm), 3335 nucleotides. RefSeq lists its product as uncharacterized. The coding region runs from base 855 to 2558 and encodes 567 amino acids. Lineage: Eukaryota; Metazoa; Arthropoda; Insecta; Lepidoptera; Noctuidae. Gene Ontology annotation, biological process: regulation of transcription by RNA polymerase II; embryo development. Gene Ontology annotation, molecular function: DNA-binding transcription factor activity, RNA polymerase II-specific; RNA polymerase II transcription regulatory region sequence-specific DNA binding. Gene Ontology annotation, cellular component: nucleus. The transcript is spliced from 3 exons. The record is from RefSeq and is a predicted model, not a curated record.
UAAAAGUAUAAUAAAUGUUAGCGAGACACAAGCGCGGCGUACGGUACUAUUUGUUCGGGAGGGAGGUUGGAGGCACUCAUACAAGCGAGGGAGAGGCUGUGUCGGCGCUGCCAGCCAGUUUACCGUUGCGAGGCGCGUAGUGCGGCCGGACGCUGGACCGCCACCCGCGCGCCGCCGGCACCCCGAAGCUCUCCGCAGCCGACACGACCACCCCGGACUGUCUCGGGACAACCACCCUGUGCUCCCACGCGGACGCUUUGUCGAACACGACCCGCGUCGCCUUCCUAACUUACAGACUAAGUGCUACGACUCGUGCUUAUUUCACUGGAGUGUUAAUCCGAUUUCAGAAUAUUUAUUGGAUCGCUUCAUCAUAGGCGAAGAUAUAAAAUCGUCAGGUGUCGCAUCAAACUUAAAGAUUGUCUUCACUCCUGAGCUUCAACCACAGUCACAACAUCAUGGAUAUUUUGGUCGAUUUCAUUUACUUUGCCAAAAGUCUGGCUAAUUAAGUUCUCGACCAACAAGGAUUAGGGUUGGGGUGAAUAAUGGGAAAAAGGAACGUACGGAUCAAGUUCGCACACUCGAUUGGUCCGCCGAUUGACUCGAGCACGUUGGGCACGUCCGAGUAGCACCCCAGCCCGCGCCCCGCACUACCGCACUCUCAGUUACCGACGCUCUAGCGACUGCCAAUAAAGUACAAGUCAUACCGGGUUAUUCACUUAUUUAAAUUUAGAUAUAUUUAUUGUAGUACAAAGAUAAACUGAACACAAACAUUGCGAGCAUUCAACAUUGAUGUAGCAAACCUGACAGGAGAACGAACCGAGUAGUCGUCCUCGGUUGUAAAUGAAACGGUAGUCAUGACGGCCACUGCCCCAGAACUGUCAAAGUCGGAUUUCUUUGAUUUCGUGACAUCCAACGAGGUUACUGAUGCCCAGUACAAACAACAGAUGCGUUCUGUUAAUGUGUUCAUGGAAUCGCCCGACUCGAGGUCGAACCCACUGCUCUCAGAGGAGCCCAAAGAACAGAACAAUAAUAGUUUAUUGAGCGUGAGUGGCGCGCAGAUUGGCGCCAGCAGUGGCAUGGCCACGGCCACCACGUCCACCACACUGCAGAGCUUCGACUCUAUCUGGAACGUGGACCGCGAGCGUGAUCGCUUGGACAGCACCAUGCUGGAGGAUCUCAACAAGUUUUAUUGGAAUCAGGAAAGCGACAUUAAUGGCACGCAUCCCUGCGCAGACACUGCAAUUUCCAAUAAAUUAAUAAACAACACGGACGGACAAAUUUACACACUGACUGUACUAAAUCAUGACAUGACAGAAACCAGUUCCAACCGGUACUGGGCGAAGGAAGAAGACGUGUCUAUGUCUAGUCCAACUGAUAUAGAGACGCAUAACUCAUUAGAUCUCGAAUCCAUUUUAAAUAUGAACGGAUUUCCCAAUGACUUCAACCAAGAUUUACCAAAAGUAGAAGGUUUCACUUAUGAAGAUGGUGACUCAGAAAGCCAACAUGCGGAUUUAAGUACUAGUGAUUUAGUUAAAGUGGAACCUUACAGUUACGAAGAAGGUGAGUUUCAGACUAGUGAUAAAAAAGAUGACUCACAUAGUUCAUCCCUUCUUGUUACACCUGCCCUAUUAGAAAGUCAAGUAGAAUUCAAUAACAAUAAUAAUGAUUGGAAAAUUACGGAUCAAAAUACGGAAUCGAAUGAAUCUUUGCUCAGAAGUGCAUUACAGGGAAAAGCCUUUAUUAGAUAUAGUACUAUACAAAAAAAUCCUGCAAAAGUCGAUGUAAGUAGUGAUCUGAAACGAGACAUCACUACUAAUAACAACAAACCUGAUGUACCAUCGAUGUACCAAUCCAAGGAUCAACUGUUAAUGGCGAUUCCACCACAAAGUCGUUUAAACAUAUCGAUAUUAUUAGAAGACCCAAACAACAGCGUCGUUUCAAAUGGUGAAAACCCUUCAUCAACGCAAAGUGUAGAUGACAUUCUACUAUCACGGCUUGAUACAAAUUACCCAGAAGACUACGAAAAGUUGAAGAGGAUAGCAACGGAGCUCGGAGAAUCGAUGCAACCGUUUUGUACUGUAGAACCUAUUGACCCGACGCGUAGCGUCUAUAACAUACAUCACGUCAAUGGUGAACUGGUUACCAUGAUCCCCGCCGGGGAGGUCCAGCUAAACCAACACUUACAAAUAGUAACAGCAUCACCUACCGUGACGAGCACGAAACCUGGCAACAGGAGAUACAAGAAACCGCAGAACAAGAACCCGACGCCGACGACGCAGGCGCAGUCAGGCACGGCCAUACAAGCGGCAACCUCUACGUCUAAUGGAGUAAGGAAGGAGAGAUCUCUUCACUACUGCUCCAUCUGCUCGAAAGGCUUCAAGGACAAGUACUCGGUGAACGUGCACGUGCGGACGCACACGGGCGAGAAGCCGUUCACGUGCUCGCUGUGCGGCAAGAGCUUCCGGCAGAAGGCGCACCUCGCCAAGCACUACCAGACGCACAUCGCGCAGAAGAGCGCCGCCGCCAACGGCGCCGUCAAGCCCAACAAGCAGAGGUAACAACGCCCCGCACGCCGCCGCCGCCGCUCACACCCCAUUGAUAGUCAAUUGAACUUUAUCAUGGUGAUAUCAUAACAAAUGUAUUUUCUUAUAAUCGAUACUUAAAGGCUGAAAAUAUCACAGAUGAAUUUGGUAAGGUGCUAAUAAAGUAAUAAUUUAUAGAGAAAUAAGACAGUUACGAAAGAGAGAUGUGAAGUUCUCGGCCGUUAAUCUUAUUUGUUAAUUUGUAUGUAAUUCCGCCCGUUACCGUAUACAUGUUAGCUUUAGCUAAGAACAGAUACUUUUAAGUGUUUUACAAGAUAAUAUAAAAUCGACUUACAUUGCAUAUUUAUUAGUCAUAAAUACUAGUUUACGUUAGAAGUCAUAUUUGUAGACAACGUUUUAUGCAUUUUGGUAUAAGUAGGUAGAUAGGUUCCUUGAUGCUCAAGGCACCCCGACCCAGUCCAUAUGGCGCCGGACUGUACAUCAAACAAUAUUUGUAUAAAUUGUGGAUUAUCGACAAUGUAUUCUGCAGUAACAUCAGAUAAAUAGUGAACAAUGAUGAGCACCGCUGGUGUUAGUGGUCGUCGCAGCGCCGUAGUAAUUUCUCCCGCUGUGCGACCGACUGAACUUUCUAAAAAUAAAAAUAAAAAAAGACUAAAAGAACGAGUAUUCGGAACCCAACAUCUUUCACCGCUCAACUAUCGCAUCUCUGUACUGUGCUCCUCUCGGUUUGAACAGUGAUUUUUCUUUUUCGAGUAUGGCUACACUAUCAUUUUUCGACAUUUCUAUUUACUU